Melitaea cinxia (Glanville fritillary) is the source of this 1957-nucleotide messenger RNA. It is a transcript of the gene Prp31, whose product is annotated as U4/U6 small nuclear ribonucleoprotein Prp31. The record is from RefSeq and is a predicted model, not a curated record. Gene Ontology annotation, cellular component: U4/U6 x U5 tri-snRNP complex; U4 snRNP; precatalytic spliceosome. Gene Ontology annotation, biological process: mRNA splicing, via spliceosome; spliceosomal tri-snRNP complex assembly. The transcript has 9 exons. Bases 236 to 1735 code for a protein of 499 amino acids. Lineage: Eukaryota; Metazoa; Arthropoda; Insecta; Lepidoptera; Nymphalidae.
UUGUAUAUAUAGGAAAUCUGUGGCAUUUGAGGUUUGAAUUGACGUACCUAAUUUCAAUUUUGACAACAUGGUUAAACAGCUAAGUCCUAAGUUGAUUGUGUUAAUGUGUUGUUUUGUAAUUUGUGGUUCUAAACUUCUAAUUGCAGUUAACAUACAAUUAUAAAUGCAUUUGUAAUAAACAUUUGAGUUAUACAAAAUACACAAUAUCUAAUAAUUAUAUCUUUGUAACUUAAAAAUGUCUUUGGCCGACGAAUUACUAGCAGAUUUAGAAGAAAACGAUGAUGGAGAGUUGGAAGCGAUAAUUGAAACAAAAACAGAUAACACUGAUUCCCACGAAUUUAAGGCUCCAUUUCCUGUUAUACCAAAAGAAGAAGAAAUUAAAAAUGUAUCUAUCAGAGAGUUGGCCAAGCUUCGUGAUUCAGAACGUUUGAAGAGAGUCAUAAGUGAAAUUGAGCAAAAUGUUGGAAAUGAUAGAAAGAAAAUUGAAGUCACCGGAUUAAUGGAGUCUGAUCCUGAAUAUCAGUUAAUCGUUGAGGCUAAUAACAUAGCUGUUGAAAUUGAUGGUGAAAUUGCUAUUAUUCACAGAUUUGUUCGAGACAAAUACCAAAAAAGGUUUCCAGAAUUGGAAUCCUUGAUAAUAACUCCAUUAGAGUACAUACGUACAGUCAAAGAAUUGGGAAAUGAUUUGGAUAGAGCUAAAAAUAAUGAAACAUUGCAGAGUUUCCUCACUCAAGCUACUAUUAUGAUUGUGUCUGUUACUGCCUCGACAACACAAGGGAAGCUGUUAUCAGACAAGGAACUGCAAGAGAUCUAUGAGGCAUGUGAAAUGGCAGCGGAGUUAAACAACUUUAAAUCAAAAAUAUAUGAAUAUGUCGAAAGCAGAAUGACAUUUAUAGCUCCAAAUAUAACAGCUAUUGUGGGAGCAUCAACAGCAGCUAAAAUUCUUGGAGUAGCGGGUGGCCUAUCAAAAUUAUCAAAGAUGCCAGCUUGUAACGUACUGCCUCUUGGACAACAAAAGAAGACCUUGUCGGGGUUCUCUCAAGCUGCAUCAUUGCCUCAUACUGGGUUUCUGUACUUCUCACAAAUUGUACAGGAUACGACACCUGAACUACGUUACAAAGCUGCUAAGCUAGUAUCAACUAAACUAACGCUGGCCGCCCGAGUCGACGCGUGCCACGAAAGUACAGACGGAAGUAUCGGACGAAUGCUUCGGGAGGGAAUCGAGAAAAAGUUAGACAAACUACAAGAACCGCCGCCGGUGAAGUUCGUGAAGCCACUGCCUAAGCCCAUCGAGCAGAGUCGUAAGAAGCGCGGGGGCAAGAGAGUUCGCAAGAUGAAGGAGCGCUACGCGAUGACAGAGUUCCGCAAGAACGCCAACCGUCUAAACUUCGCCGACAUUGAAGACGACGCUUACCAAGAAGAUCUGGGUUACACGCGCGGAACGAUCGGCAAAUCUGGCACCGGACGAGUUCGACUUCCGCAAAUAGACGAAAAAACAAAAGUUCGGAUAAGCAAAACGUUGCAGAAGAAUCUACAAAAGCAGAAUCAGCAAUAUGGCGGAGCUACCAGUAUAAGGAGACAGGUUUCUGGUACUGCGUCCUCGGUCGCCUUCACGCCUUUGCAGGGACUAGAAAUCGUCAAUCCUCAAGCAGCUGAAACACGAGUUAAUGAAGCAAAUGCAAAAUACUUCUCAAACACGUCUGGGUUUUUGUCAGUGGGAAAACAGACUACAUAAGAGAAGAAUGGGAGGACACAAUAUAAUGAGACUGUGUAGCUGGUUAGCAACACGAAAAAAAUGCACGUUGCAUCAUUACUUAAGUGUGUAUAAAUAAAAUGUUAUGUUACGGUCAUUACUCCUGCGAUUGUGUGAUUUGUGAAAAAAGUCAUUAAUGUAUUUUGUGUUGGUUACUUUAUACUUCCAAUAUGUAAGAUUUUUUCUUAACCAAAUAUAUCAAAU